Messenger RNA from Cherax quadricarinatus, 1463 nucleotides. Lineage: Eukaryota; Metazoa; Arthropoda; Malacostraca; Decapoda; Parastacidae. The record is from RefSeq and is a predicted model, not a curated record.
AAUAAUAAUAAUAAUAAUAAUAAUAAUAAUAAUAAUAUAUUAUAAUGAAUUAUAAUAUAUUUGCGACCACUGUCAGCCUCAGAGUUAUCUCUGAGUUACCAGACCUUGCCACGUGGAGGCCAGUGGUUCGUCUUUAAGGUCCCCCCCCCCCUCGCCUUCCCCAGGUUCAUGUGUCCAGGAAUUCAUCCGUGGGCCCCCGGAUGUUUUCCCUUUCCUCAUUUCCCUAAGGUCAGCCUCGCCUCUCUUUCUCUCUCUGCCUUCCAGCCUCAGCCUUCCCCAGGUUCAUGUAUCCAGGAAUCCAUCUGUCUGCCUCCGGAUGUUUUCCCUUCCUCACUUCCCUAAGGUCAGCCUCACCAACCUGUUUUCUUGCUGUCCCCAGGUUCAUGUAUCCAGGAAUCCUUCCGUCUACCGCCGGAUAUCUUCCCUUCCCUACUUACCCAAGGUCAGCCUCAACUGCAUGUAUUCUUGCCAUCCCCAGGUUCAUGUAUCCAGGAAUCCAUCCGUUCGCUCCCGGAUGUCUCCCCUUCCCCACUUACCCAAGGUCAGCCUCAACGACAACCUUCCCCAAGUUCAUGUAUCCAGGAAUCCAUCCGUUCGCUCCCGGAUGUCUUCCCUUCCCCACUUACCCAAGGUCAGCCUCAACGACAACCUUCCUCAAGUUCAUGUAUCCAGGAAUCCAUCCGUUCGCUCCCGGGUGUCUUCCCUUCCCCAUUUCGCUAAGGUCGGCGGUGCCUUCCCCGGAUCAGUGUCUCCAGGAAUCCACUUAUGUCACCUCAGGUGAACUCCCUUCACCACUUCCCCAAGGUCAGCGGUAUUCUUGCCGUCCGCAGGAUCAUGUAUCCAGGAAUCUUUCCGUCUACCGCCGGAUAUCUUCCCUUCCCCACUUACCCAAGGUCAGCCUCAACUGCAUGUAUUCUUGCCUUGCUCAGGUUCAUGUAUCCAGGAAUCCAUCCGCUCGCUCCGGAUGUCUCCCUUCCCCACUUACCCAAGGUCAGCCUCAACAACAACCUUCCUCAAGUUCAUGUAUCCAGGAAUCCAUCCGCUCGCUCCGGAUGUCUUCCCUUCCCCAUUUCCCUAAGGUAGGCGGUGCCUUCCCCGGAUCAGUGUCUCCAGGAGUCCACUUAUGUCACCUGAGUGGACUCCCUUUCCCACUUCCCCAAGGUCAGCGGUAUUCUUGCCAUUCCCAGGAUCAUGUAUCCAGGAAUCCUUCCGUCUACCGCCGGAUAUCUUCCCUUCCCCACUUACCCAAGGUCAGCCUCAACAACAACCUUCCUCAAGUUCAUGUAUCCAGGAAUCCAUCCGCUCGCUCCGGAUGUCUUCCCUUCCCCAUUUCCCUAAGGUCGGCGGUGCCUUCCCCGGAUCAGUGUCUCCAGGAGUCCACUUGUGUCACCUGAGUGGACUCCCUUCCCCACUUCCCCAGAGUCAGCGGUGCCUUCCCCGGAUCAGUGUCUCCAGGAGUCCAC